AUUCUAGCUGAUCAUGUCUCCCAAGAGCCAAGGGCUGUGCAAGAUAUAUUGCAUCAGUAUAGUGAUCAACUGAAUUGCCGGAAGCAGGACCCAGGGAUGAUGUACAUCAUCAACAAUGCCAUAGCUGACCGGCUCGUGCAGAGCCUGGACCCGGGCGAGCACCAUGUGCCGCACCUGGAGCUGGGCCCGGGCCCGGGCGUGCUGACCCGCCGCCUGCUGAGCGCCGGCGUGCGUCACAUCACGUGCUUCGAGCCGGCCGCCGCCUUCCGCAGCAGCGUGCUGGAGCUGCAGGAGGAGACGGGCGGCGCUGUCCGACUGACACCGCUCAACUUGCUCCAACUGCCCAAGAUGUGGGGCGCGGCGACGCACGGCCAAGAGGCGCGGCUGCAGCAGGCACUGGAUGGCCUAAGCUGGCGCCCCUGGCACCAGGGGCCCUGCCUGCGCGUGGUGGGCGUGGCACACCGCAGCACGUUCUUCCGCUACCUGGUGCGCACGGUGGUGGAGCGAGAGCACCUGUUCCAGUUCGGCCGACCCGAACUGGUCGUGUAUGUGCCCAGCUCCGAGGUCGAGAGGCUGACCUCGUCCCCUGACAUGAGCGGCCGGGCGUACCGGCCGUACAGCAUCCUCAGCCAGAUUUUUUUUCGACCUGGAGCUGCUGCGCCGGGUCCCGGCCAAACACUUCUACCCCUGGAUGAUGGCGCGCAAGCGGGUGUCCUUCACCGACAUGGACAUGGUGCUGAUCCGGUACACGCCCAAGGUGGACCCCGGCCUGCCGGACUCGGAGCUGCCCAACCUCGACUUCUUCAUCCGCCACUGCACCGUCUCGAAGAGGAGGCGUAUCGUCCCGCAGCUUGAGGAGUGGGUGCCCGGCUGCGGUCCGCGUCUGAUCGCGCUCGGUCACGGCGUGUUCUCGCCGUUCCGGGACCUCACCCCGGCCGAGCUGCU
Molecule: messenger RNA, 945 nt
Organism: Pollicipes pollicipes
Lineage: Eukaryota; Metazoa; Arthropoda; Thecostraca; Pollicipedomorpha; Pollicipedidae
Product: dimethyladenosine transferase 2, mitochondrial-like
Exons: 7
Coding region: 97-855 (252 amino acids)
Biological process (GO): transcription initiation at mitochondrial promoter; rRNA methylation
Cellular component (GO): mitochondrial matrix
Molecular function (GO): rRNA (adenine-N6,N6-)-dimethyltransferase activity; mitochondrial transcription factor activity
Source: RefSeq, a predicted model, not a curated record